AUGGCGAGUACAUCGUAUCAAACUUCCUCUAACUCAGGAAACUCCUCAGUGCCCUGGGAAUCCCUCAUGGACUCCCAAGAACUACAGAUUUAUGCCGACCUAUUCAGAAAAGUAGAUGUCGAUAAUAAGGGCAUUCUUCUAAAGGAUGAAGCAAUGACCUUUUUCAGAAAAUCAGAUGUCCCAAACAACAUCCUUGCAGAGAUCUGGGAAGCUGCCGACGGAGAUAAUAAGGGGUUCUUAACUGAUAAGGAGUUUUGUAUCGCUCUUAAGCUGAUUGCAUGUGCUCAGCAUGGCACACUUACCGGAAGUCCAAUUCUAUCGACAACGGUCGCAAAAGUUGCUCUUCCUCAGUUUGAUGGUGUCACCCUUAAAAACCUAUCAAAGCCUAACAGACCUACCCCAAAUGCACCUUUGAGUCCUAAUAUGAACAUGGGGGCUGGUGGAAAUAACAGCGCGGACCAACUAACUCCUGAAGAACGAAACAAAUAUAUCAAUAUGUUCCAGGCGAACAAUCCUAUUGACGGUGUACUAGGAGGCGAUUCUGUCAAGAAUAUCCUUAUUCGUUCCAAGCUUUCACCAGAAACACUUCACGCUAUCUGGAAUCUUGCUGAUACCCGCAAAUCUGGAACACUCAACCAGACUGAGUUUAUUAUUGCAAUGCACUAUGUUUCUCAGAUGAUGAAGAAAUCUAUUCAAUCUCUUCCAGCUACCCUACCAGUUCAUAUUUACACCGCUGCUGCCGGUAGAUUCGGUCCAUCAAGACAAUUUUCAGCCGUAUCACCAGUUAUGAGACAAAUGUCUACCCAAAAUACACACAGUAUUACUACACGCCAAAUGACAGGGCCAUCCGCCGUUUUUACUGGCGAUCAGUCCCAUCAUCCAACUAGAGGAGACUUGGAUGUAUCGCCUGAAGAGUUGGCCAAGUACAGUGUCUUUUUUGAAAACCUGAAUACGAAUGGAACAGGAUAUGUAUCGGGUGUUGAUGCCGUUCACUUUUUCCGUCAUUCAAAGCUACCCGAAUCAGAUCUGGCCAAGAUUUGGGAUUUGGCAGACACGAAUUCUAGUGGUCAAUUGAGUAAACAGGAGUUUGGUCUUGCUAUGCAUCUAAUAAAUAAACGGAUGGCUGGAGGUCAGAUUCCAACUUCGUUACCUGGAUUACAAAGAGCCCCCACACAAGUAGUUAAUGUCACAGGGCAAAGCGAACUUUCAGGACCUCAAUACAACGGACAACAGCGUUCCCUUCUUGAGACCGAGCUCUCUUCGGUAAAAAAUGACGUACGAGCAGAGAGAGACAGAGCAGAAAGACUAGCAUCUCAACAUUCGUCAGAAGCACAAGCAGUACACGCAUUACAAGAGCAGCUUUCCAAAGAAAAACAAUCCUUGGAAUCAUGGAAGAAAAAGGCAGAAGAGAGUGAGAAGUUAUUGGAGCAAGAAAAGAAAAAACGUCAAGAGCUUUCUAAGGAGUUACAUCUGUGUAGCCAAGAGACCAAACAUUAUCAGCAGAGAUCAGAGAGUGCAAAAAAGGAAACAGAACAAGUUCACUCAGAAGUACAGGAGAUGCAGAAAGACUCAUUCUCAAACAACUCUGUAUUUGCACUAUCUAACACACCAUCUAACGAAUUAUUCACUAAUAUUGGGGAAAAGAGCACUCCAGAGCAUAGUUUCUCACAUCCCGGAUCUGCUGCAUCUUCUACUAUCCAGUCUCCUUCCAUGAAUCCCACGCAGUUCAAUAAGUCAUUCGACCCAUUCUCCGGGAUGAAGAGCGACAAAGGAAACACAGCUGAUUCUCCUAAAAUAUCUCUCAAUCGUAUCAAGCAAGAGCACGAAGCCCAUCAAAAACGUUCAUCUUCUCCAAAUGUUGAUAUUAGUGAUAUAGAAGUCAAAUUUCCAGAUCUCAACACGAUGGAAGAGAAAUUUAACAUGUCUUCCCCAAAGGCAAGCCCUGCCAUUAGCGAAGCAAAGAUCCCUACAAAUAGCGCUAGCCCUGUUCAAAAGCCAUACAAGCCAUCUCUAGAUCAUCCAUUUGGCCCCAAUCAAUCUCCAGCACCAACCACUGCCUUUUCUCCAAAGCAAAGUAAGUCAGUGGCAAAGUAUGGUUUUGAUCUCUCUGCAUUUGAGACUCCGUCUACGCCUGAAAAUGAAGGCACAUCAUCUGUCAAGGACGAAUUGAGCUCUUUGUUUGGGAGCCCACAGCCUGAGGCAGCAAAAAAAGAGCCUACUACAAACUUUGAUGACAUCUUCAGCGUCACUCCCUCGUCUGUACCAGCACCACCUACUGAAAACAAGAAGACAUUUGCGGAUAUAUUUUUUUAAACAACCUUCUCUGUUUUUCUUUCUUGAAAUAUCAUACCCUUUCUAAUCAAGGC
Phycomyces blakesleeanus NRRL 1555(-) is the source of this 2366-nucleotide messenger RNA. RefSeq lists its product as hypothetical. The transcript is spliced from 8 exons. Bases 1 to 2313 code for a protein of 770 amino acids. Gene Ontology annotation, cellular component: plasma membrane; cytoplasm. Gene Ontology annotation, molecular function: protein binding; calcium ion binding. Lineage: Eukaryota; Fungi; Mucoromycota; Mucoromycetes; Mucorales; Phycomycetaceae. The record is from RefSeq and is a predicted model, not a curated record. Gene Ontology annotation, biological process: endocytosis; endosomal transport.